Messenger RNA from Cavenderia fasciculata, 4071 nucleotides. RefSeq lists its product as uncharacterized. The record is from RefSeq and is a predicted model, not a curated record. The coding region runs from base 1 to 4071 and encodes 1356 amino acids. Gene Ontology annotation, molecular function: hydrolase activity; ATP binding; protein kinase activity. The transcript is spliced from 8 exons. Lineage: Eukaryota; Evosea; Eumycetozoa; Acytosteliales; Cavenderiaceae. Gene Ontology annotation, biological process: protein phosphorylation.
AUGAUCGACAGUUCGCCUAACCAUCAACACCCUAGUAGUAAUAGUGGUAGUAGUAAUAAUUCAAAUAAUAACAACUCAACAAAUAAUAAUAAUAUAAAUAAUAGUCACUCAAACUUUUCAUAUAGUCAUAACCAAAAUAAUAAUAAUAUUAUACCUAAAAUUAGUAAUAGUAAAAGUUAUAAUAAUAUCAAUCAGACUAGAUUAAUUGUAGGUGGUAAAAUCAUGUCGGUUAAAUCGCCUACACUGUCUGCAUCGUCACAAUCAGAAUCUGACUUGCUUGGACAUUUGCGAAAAAGUGGAAGUGUCGGGGAAGAUGUCGACGCACUCUACCACAAUCAUAUAUCAGUGUCGAGUAGCAACAUGGCCAACCUGCGCAGCAACAGCACGUUGACAGCGUCGUCGAUGCGCAACACACCCGUGCCACUCCCCAAACCACCUUCCCUCAGCACGGCCACCUCGACACGACAACUCUUGCAACAGCAGCAGCAGCAACCACCAGCUCUCGAGAAACAUGGAAGCAACAGCAGCAAUGGAAGCAGCUCGACGACAACCACCGACGACGUGGACGAGAUACUAAACAAAGUGCUGAUCAUUGAGAGCAACAAUUUGCAACUACAACAACUACAACAAUUGGAAGAGAGUGUAGUGGUUGUACAACAUUUGCAGCCAUCAUCUGGCGCAGUCAAUGGAAAUGGAUUGAUCGUUCAAACUAACAAUAAUAAUAAUAAUAUUAAUAAUAAUACAAGUAGAAUGUCUACGACAUCAUCAAAAUUUCACACCCAGUUUGUCGUCAUCAGUGUCGUCGACGUCGUCGCUCGCCAUCAACGCUGCCGCGGCUGCCGGAAAUACUACCGACGCCGGGUCCGUGUCGGUCUUGCGCGCCGAGUUGUUCCACAGUCUGCAGCAGCAUCCACACGUGUCGGUCGACGACAUUGCAAUGACGACGAGCACGACCACCACGACCACCAUCACCACACCUAUACGCCACAACAGCAGCAGCGGCAACCUGGUCGCCACGUCCACCCCGCUGUCCGAGUGCGAGUCGGCCAGCAGCGCGCUCAACCUGCUCAUGGGGGUGCACAGUCCCAACGGCAGCGACGCGCUCAACAUGUCCUCGCUCUCGCCUAUUCUCAAGGCGCAUCACUUCAAAUCCAAAUCAGUCACUCGUGUUCCAGUCUGCCCAUCAAAGACACUCAAAGUAGCAGUAGUAAAUCACCAAUGGCCACAACCACACCGACAACGACACCGACAAAUUUGGCAAUUUCCACACCCACAGAGAUCAUGCAAUCUAAUAAUCACCAUCAUCAUCAUCACACCAACAACAAUUUGGAAAAAGAAUUGCUUGCAAGCAGUCUACCAACACUCAAUCAUAGUAGUCAUUAUAAUAAUAAUCAAAAUAAUAGUACACCAAACACUAGUGAAAUAUUGAAUAGUAGUAGUUUUAAUCUUUCUCAUAGCUACAGUGCAGGAUCCUACACACCGACGAUGCUCAAUACUAGUAUGAGUACUAGUCACAUUCCACAGCUAAACCAACAUUUCAAUAUCCAUCAUAGUCAUUCAAGCACCACACUACAGAAUAGUCAUAGUUCUCCUUCUCCUUCAUCACCAGCAACCAUUGCUGAUUUAUCAAGUAGUAGUGCAAGUCUAUCUUCCAGUCUAUCAAUAUCUACUUCAUCAACCACCUCAACCACUACAACGACAACAACAACAUCGACAACUCCAAAAUCUAGAAGAAGUAGUGUUGAUACUGCAACCAAAGAAUUUCAACAAUUAUUUAAAUCUCUUGUACCACUUGAUGAAAAAGUUUAUACUUAUUAUAGUUGUGGAUAUCAAGGAUCUGUAUUAAAAUAUGGUAAAUUAUAUUUAACUGAACAUUAUUUAUGUUUUUAUGAUAAUUUGGUUUUUGAUAAAACCAAACAGAGACAAAAAGUUAUAUCUUUUUCAUCGAUAAAAAGUAUAGAAAAGAAAUCUGGUUUAGCUCCAAAUGGAAUUUUAAUUAAAACUGAUGAAAGAGAUUACCGGUCGCCCGAAUGCCAAAAGAUUGCACAGAUCUUGAUCGAGCGCGGUGCCAAUGUCAACGAGCAAAACAAUAAUGGGGAGACCCCUCUUCACAAGGCGAUCUUUAAUAAUAGCGUCCGACUUUUGAUGGUCUAUGUACUGCUCAAAAACAACGCCAACGUCAACCUGGUCAAUAAAAAGGGUGAGAGUGCGUUGCAUUAUGCGGUGCGUCUCGGACGUAUCGACGUGCUCAAGACGUUGAUUACUGCUGGUGCCGACCCGACACUCAUCUCGACUGCCGAGAAAAAGACGCCGUUGAUGCUGGCCGAAGAACCCAGUUGUCUGGUACCAGAGAUCAUCGACCUGCUGCGUCGACUCGAGAUCAUCAUCAACUCGCUCGUCAUGUGUCAGUUGACACAGUUCCGUAUGGCGUUGAUACUCGAAGAGUUGUCGCAAGAGGGGUCGCUGUCGCGUAUGGAUGACAGUAUGAUGGUGCGUAUCGGUUGCUACGACGAAGACCAAAAGAAGUUACUCCUCUCACUCAAGCACAAGCGUAUUCCCAGCGGCACGACCAUGCCAGCCAUCACACCCGGUGCAAUCGACCUGCUCAAAGAACUCGAAAACAUGGACAUUAAAAACGGACGUUGGAUCAUCCCUCAACACGAACUCGAGUACACUGACAAGAUUGGCUCGGGUAUCUCUGGUAAAGUCCAGUUGCUGCGCGGUAUCUCCACGUUGCACCAGUCGUCGCCACAGAUUGUGCAUCGUGACGUCAAAUCACUCAAUUUCCUCGUGACACGGGACUGGCGCAUCAAAGUAGCCGAUUUCGGUCUGUCUCGGUUCAACACCAAGUCCAACCAGAUGACGCUCAACAAGACACGUGGUACAUCAGCCUAUUGUGCACCCGAAGUCUUCCAGGGUAAAGAGUACUCGGAAAAGUCAGAUGUCUAUUCACUCGGAGUCGUCUUUUGGGAGCUUGCCUUUGCUCUUGUCAACGGUCGCUACCUACAUCCUUAUGGUGAAUACAAGAAGCUCAAUGAGUUCCAGAUUAUGUUUCAACAAAACCAACAACAACAACAACAAUUCCAAAUAAUGUAUGACCAAACAUCAUUAAUUGAUACACAUGUACAUGUAUGGCAAAUUGCAAGAGGUGAUUAUGGAUGGUUAACACCUGCACUUGAAAGAUUGUAUAGAGACUAUUCAGUGUCUGAUUACAAGGCAGUCAAUAUGAACCAAUAUCACACUCAUCAUGUCGAUGGCAUUAUAUUGGUUAAUGCUGCACCUACAGAGCAAGAGACAGAGUAUCUUAUUGACGUUGCCAAAAAUGAACCUUUGGUCAGAGGAGUGGUGGGAUGGUGUGAUGUCAUGGGUGGAGAAAAGUCUGUUGCAUGGCUCAAACACAUUCGAUCUGCCAAACACCCCAGUCGUGAUGGUGACGGUUCUCAGGUGCUAUUGGGUGUACGACCAAUGCUCCAAGACAUUGCACAAGAUGAUUGGAUACUACAGAAAGAGGGUGCCCAAGUCUUGGAGUAUCUACAAGCCCAAGAGAUUGUAUUUGAAGCUUUAGUACAACCACGUCAUUUAAAACACCUCAAAACACUGGUUGAACGAUACCCACAUCUUAAAAUUGUAAUUGACCAUGCUGCCAAACCAACCAUCUCUGCCAACUCACCAGACUUUUCUCAGUGGAGUCUUGAUAUGCAAUGGUUUGGUGAGAAUGCCCCCAAUGUAGUAUGCAAGGUCUCUGGCAUGUACAACCAAUACAAACCAUCCUCAUCCUCCUCCCCUGCCUCUGCUACCCUUACCUCUCAAUUGUCGUCGUCACCUUCGUCAUCUCCUUCAUCUGCCGAUAGUGCCAAUCAGAUGAUUCUCACCUACAUCAAACAUCUUCUCCGUUGUUUCCCAUCCACCCGACUCUUGUGGGGCAGUGAUUUCCCUGUUCACACGUCUGAAGAGUAUCAGGAAUGGUUAGUCCUUACACAUCGAGCAUUCCAACAUCUCUCUCCCCAAGAACAACAAAAUAUCUAUUACGACAAUGCAAUUCGAUUCUACAAGUUAUCCAUUAGUCAUUAA